GGCAACCCGUGCUGGUUGUGGUGAGUUACGUGUUGGGCGCCUAAAUAAUAAUAGCCUAGGGUUAUAGCUUUACGCAAAUCUCGACACUCAGCGACGCUUUCUCUCAGAGAGACUUCCACUAUCUGUUUUCACAUCCUGGCAUGUCCUUGUUCGAAUUCGUGAGAGUCGACGAGGAUAAACAUUUGAGUACCAUAUCGAGUCAAUAUCCCAUCUCUAGCUUGGACAAAGCUGGUUCACACCGUCUACUGACACAAGCUUCCCCAACGAUUGUGCAGGGGCGUGCCCGUGGCGACUCUGCCAUCGCUGUCAGAUCAACAACUUUGUCUAUAGAACGUUUACACCGGCGACAUGAGUCACUUGCCAUCCCAUCUCGACAGAUCCCAGAUUCACUGUCAACCCCAGGUUUGAAUCCUCAUCUUCCGAAAAAAGGGUCCGGUCGCAUGUACCAACAUAAGGGCGCCGGUUUCAUACCUCAAUCUCCUUCUAUUCGAACGUCAUCUAUGCAAUCCCUUUCGGGAAGCAAAGAAGACGUGUGGGGCACAUAUAGGCACACCCUGCAAUUCUCGUUGGCAGGUAUAUCAGCUUCAAGGGACCACAAACCACACAACCGUCACAGCUCUCUUAUAUCUCGCCAACGUUUUUCGCGCAGCAACAGUCGACUUCUGUCACCAUCGUCACUCCUCGACAUGCAAAGCCUGCUGCCCCCACCUGCCGUCUCAUCUCAUACCCGUAUACCCGUCCUCGAUAACCCUUCGGAAAAACAUACCCCACUCCUUGGAACAAACUCAUCGUCUUCCCAAUCUACACGUCGCUCCCUCGCAUUUUGGCUCAUUCUUUACUUUUGCUUCAACCUCGGACUUACCUUGUACAACAAAGGUGUCCUCAUCCACUUUCCUUUUCCAUACACCCUCACUGCGCUGCACGCUUUCUGCGGGACUAUCGGAGGGCUCGUAUUGCUGAAAAAUGGUACAUUCGUGCCCGCUGAGCUCACCACCGCAGACAACUUGGCGCUUGUGGCAUUUAGUGUACUGUACACUAUUAACAUCGCCGUCAGCAACGUAUCCCUGCAUCUGGUCACCGUUCCAUUUCAUCAAGUAGUCCGUGCAACCACGCCGAUUUUCAUAAUUAUUAUCUCCAUCUUCUUUUUUGGUACCCGGAGUAGUAAUCACAAGAUGAUAUCACUGGUCCCUGUCAUGGCCGGCGUUUGUUUUGCGACGUAUGGAGACUAUUCGUACACAACGAGCGGACUCCUGUUGACCCUACUGGGAACAGUACUUGCUGCCAUGAAAACCAUCUACACUUCUAUCCUACAGUCGACCCCGUCACCGAUUUCUCCGCAACCACGGGUAAAUUUUGUGAUUCCCCCGCGGUUACAACUGCAUCCGCUAGAUCUGUUGACGCGGAUGGCGCCGCUUGCGUUCAUCCAGUGCGUUUUCCUCGCAUACCUUACGGGAGAAUUAUCCCGCGUGCAUACAUGGAGUUUGUACGAGAUGACGCCUGGAAACGCGGCGCUCCUUGGACUUAACGGCUUCAUUGCGUUUGGUCUGAAUAUUGUGAGUUUUACGGCAAAUAGGGCAGCAGGCCCUCUGAGUAUGACUGUUGCUGCCAAUGUCAAACAAGUACUCUCCAUAUUUUGUGCGGUUGUUCUAUUCAAGCUUACAAUAACGCCGACAAACGCGCUUGGGAUACUUCUUACGAUCGCUGGUGGAGUGUGGUACGCAGCCAUUGACUAUCAAGAAAAGAGAGGAAGAUGGAGAAAGUAGAUGAUGAUUGAGGUGAUGAUUAUGCUAGGACAGCUCAUUCUUAGUGAUUGCAAUUUACUGUAGCCCCUUCGUUUUUCGACAUGCACAUUGUAUGUGCAUGUACACGUCCCAUCUUUUUGGCACUCAUACCCUAUCUGUAACAUAGAGAUAUAUCACGUCUGGCGGACACAUGUGUCAACAUUCAAAUGGAAGUUGAAUUGAUUUAA
Molecule: messenger RNA, 1969 nt
Organism: Suillus discolor
Lineage: Eukaryota; Fungi; Basidiomycota; Agaricomycetes; Boletales; Suillaceae
Product: triose-phosphate transporter family-domain-containing protein
Exons: 4
Coding region: 141-1763 (540 amino acids)
Cellular component (GO): Golgi apparatus
Molecular function (GO): antiporter activity
Source: RefSeq, a predicted model, not a curated record